AUGGCAUCAAUUGCACGAUCACUGCGGCCUGCGGCUUCUCAAUUUUCUGCUAGAUCAUGCAGGAGAGCGGCUUUAUGGCGACCUUCUCCAUUUAACGCUCGAGCUUUUUCCACUUCCCCAGCUGCUCUGCAUAAAAGGUUUACCAAGGAGCACGAAUGGAUUGAGCUCUCUGAGGAUGGAAAGACUGGUGUAAUUGGCAUAUCCUCCUACGCUGCUCACUCGCUCGGUGACGUUGUCUAUGUCGAGCUUCCCACGAUUCCAAUGGAUGUUGCAGCAGGCGAUUCGAUCGGCGCUGUUGAAUCAGUAAAAUCAGCUUCCGAUAUCAACUCUCCGAUUACCUGCACUAUUACAGAGGUCAAUGAUCUGCUAGAAGAGAAGCCAAGUACUAUCAACAAGGGUCCUGAGGAUAGUUCAUCUGCUGGUGGGUGGUUUGCAAAGGUGGAGGUGAGCGAAGUCGGUGUCAAGGAUAUGGAAGCUUUGAUGGAUGCGAAGGCUUACAAAGAGUACACUGAGGAAGAAGGAGAUCAUUGA
Molecule: messenger RNA, 531 nt
Organism: Mollisia scopiformis
Lineage: Eukaryota; Fungi; Ascomycota; Leotiomycetes; Helotiales; Mollisiaceae
Product: glycine cleavage system H protein
Exons: 2
Coding region: 1-531 (176 amino acids)
Biological process (GO): protein lipoylation; glycine decarboxylation via glycine cleavage system
Cellular component (GO): mitochondrion; glycine cleavage complex; cytoplasm
Source: RefSeq, a predicted model, not a curated record